Messenger RNA from Microthlaspi erraticum, 2241 nucleotides. The record is from the annotation of a GenBank genome assembly. NCBI's taxonomy places the organism in Eukaryota, Viridiplantae, Streptophyta, Magnoliopsida, Brassicales, Brassicaceae.
AUGGCUACUGAUACAACAGCUUCAAGUUACUGGUUGAAUUGGAGGGUCUUCCUCUGUGCAUUAAUCCUCUUAGCUCCGUUGGUGCUAGCAGCAAUUCUCAUUUGGAGAUACGAAGGCAAAAGAAGACGACGCGAGAGCCGGCGAGAAUCCUCCGAUACAUUGUUCCAAGAUGAAGCUUGGACCACAUGUAUUAAAAGAAUCAAACCUCUUUGGUUGCUUGCCUUUAGAGUAUUCUCAUUUGUUGCAAUGCUGACUCUACUCAUUUCCAAUGUUGUCCGCGAUGGACGCGGCAUAUUCUACUUUUAUACUCAGUGGACAUUUACACUUGUCACACUCUACUUUGCGUAUGGGUCGUUGUUAUCAGUUUAUGGAUGCUGCAUUUACAAUAAAGAAGCUGGUGGUAAUGUAGAGAGUUAUACAAGUAUAGGUGAUGCGGAACAAGGCACUUAUAGACCACCUAUCACUCCUGAUGAUGGAGCAGGAAAUGCGCCAAAAUCUCCCAGUACACAUUCAGAAGCGCCCAUCCGAGAAAGAGCAGGCUUUUGGGUUUACGUCUUUCAGGUCCUUUUCCAAACUUGUGCAGGUUCUGUUGUGCUAACAGAUGUUGUGUUUUGGGGGUUACUCUACCCGUUUACCAAAGGUUACAAGCUGAGUUUUCUAGAUGUUUGUAUGCAUUCUCUCAACGCUGUUUUUCUCCUCGGUGACACAUGUCUCAAUUCUUUGCAAUUCCCGCUGUUCCGGAUCUCUUACUUUAUACUCUGGAGCAGCAUUUUUGUGUCUUACCAAUGGAUAAUCCAUGCUGUCAAGAACUUAUGGUGGCCAUACCAAUUUCUUGAUCUCUCGUCACCGUACGCACCCUUAUGGUACUUGGGAGUGGCAGUGAUGCAUGUACCGUGCUUUGCCGUCUUUGCUUUGAUCAUAAAGCUGAAGACUUUCUUGCUACAGCGUCACAACUCUUUGGUUUGGAAAAUGGCGAGGAAGAAGAUCAGAGAGUACGACUCAAAGAGAUUGGUGAAGGAACAUUUCAAAAGGCUCUCUGGCAAUGAGCUUCCUAUCAGAUCCGUUCAGAUUAACGAAACAACUGAUCUGAAUGAGCUAGUUGAGAAAGAACCAUGGCUCUCGUCCGAGAAGCUGGUGGUGAAACCUGACAUGUUGUUUGGAAAGCGUGGCAAGAGUGGUUUGGUUGCCCUGAAACUAGAUUUUGCUGAAGUUGCCACUUUUGUGAAAGAGCGUUUGGGCAAUGAGGUAGAGAUGAGUGGUUGCAAAGGACCCAUAACAACAUUCAUAGUUGAACCAUUUGUCCCACACAAUGAAGAGUAUUAUCUCAAUGUUGUCUCGGAUCGCCUUGGCUGCACCAUCAGCUUUUCAGAGUGUGGUGGGAUUGAUAUCGAGGAGAACUGGGACAAGGUCAAGACAAUAUCUUUACCAACUGGUACUUCCUUGACAUCUGAAAUAUCUGCACCUCUUGUGGCAACUCUUCCCUUGGAGAUCAAAGCAGAAAUUGAAGAAUUUAUCAAAGUCAUUUUCACUCUCUUCCAAGAACUUGAUUUCACUUUCUUGGAGAUGAAUCCAUUCACACUAGUUGAUGGGAAGCCUUAUCCUCUGGAUAUGAGGGGUGAGCUUGAUGAUACUGCCACCUUCAAAAACUUUAAAAAAUGGGGGGAGAUUGAGUUUCCAUUGCCAUUCGGAAGAGUAAUGAGUCCCACGGAAAGCUUUAUCCACGGACUAGAUGAGAAGACAAGUGCGUCCUUGAAGUUUACCGUUCUUAAUCCCGAGGGACGGAUUUGGACAAUGGUAGCUGGAGGAGGAGCAAGUGUCAUCUAUGCAGAUACUGUUGGAGAUCUUGGGUAUGCAUCUGAACUUGGCAACUAUGCUGAAUACAGUGGAGCACCCAAAGAAGAUGAGGUUUUGCAGUAUGCCAGAGUCGUUAUCGAUUGUGCUACAGCAAACCCGGAUGGACAAACGAGAGCUCUUGUGAUCGGAGGUGGAAUUGCCAACUUCACUGACGUUGCUGCUACGUUCAAUGGCAUAAUCCGCGCUCUCAAAGAAAAGGAAACAAAGCUGAAAGCAGCAAGGAUGCAUAUAUUUGUGAGGAGAGGAGGACCAAAUUAUCAAAAGGGACUUGCUAAAAUGCGAGCCCUUGGAGAUGACAUCGGUGUCCCCAUUGAGGUCUAUGGCCCUGAAGCAACCAUGACAGGGAUCUGCAAGGAAGCUAUCCAGUACAUCACAGCCGCUGCAUAG